Messenger RNA from Punctularia strigosozonata HHB-11173 SS5, 2286 nucleotides. RefSeq lists its product as uncharacterized. Gene Ontology annotation, biological process: copper ion import; iron ion transport; intracellular iron ion homeostasis. The record is from RefSeq and is a predicted model, not a curated record. Lineage: Eukaryota; Fungi; Basidiomycota; Agaricomycetes; Corticiales; Punctulariaceae. Gene Ontology annotation, molecular function: ferric-chelate reductase activity. Gene Ontology annotation, cellular component: plasma membrane. The coding region runs from base 263 to 2122 and encodes 619 amino acids. The transcript has 8 exons.
CGCGACUUCGACGUUGCCUUCUUCCCCAUUUCGAGGCGCAAUGAUUCUCGGGAGACCGCAUGCACCAACCUGUCCACCCCGUCAGCACCUCGUCGUUCCACAUGCAGGAACGAUCUUUGGUCCCGCGCCUAGGUCCACCCGAGAUGUUCGAUGCGGUGCGGCAAACCGUCCACUCAGCGCGCAGCGGUCUGCCUAUAAAACGAUAGAGAUCUGAGCGCAGCAGACCGGACUCCCGCCCCCUAGACUCGCCGGUGCCUGCUUCAUGUCUGACGGCUCCAUUGUCAGUUUCCCCACCGCUGCAGGUGCCGCCGAGCCCUCUUCCUCUACUCUGGUGUCUGGCAAUUCUACGUCGCCCGGCGGUGGAGAUUCCCUUGGUCCCCCUCCUCCCAAUACCGAUUUGCAGCUGAUAUUCUGGCUCGAGGUGUUCUACCUUGGCUGCCUGGCAGCAUUCACCCUGGCCCUCGCACCGUGGGCCAUUGCGAGGUUUCGCCACAAGGCAGAAUGGGGUGCCGGCUGGCUUCUGCGCCGAGUCACUCUCCCUGCACAUGUCCCAGAGACGCCUCAGCCGAACAUUGCUUCUAGUCCUGUUGAUUCCGAGGUAUCGGACGAAAAAUUUGAUGCGUCCAGUGUGGUCCGCCCGCCUAACCGCGCGCAUCCGCGACUGGCAUCAUAUUCGACACGAUUUCCAAUCCUGUCUGCUCUGCUGCGAACGCCCAUUACGGAACGUUAUUCCGUCGGCAGCCUUAUUAUUUCCGCAGUGUACAUCGGAUCUGUCCUGUUCGCGACGUUCUACAACAUCAACCCGUUUGUCAAGGGCAAGCGCUUUGGCUACGUAGCGAUCUCGCAGUUCCCUAUCGUGUACACUCUGUCAACGAAGAACAACCCCAUCGGAUGGUUGGUUGGUGUGGGUUACGAGAAGUUAAACCAUCUCCAUCGUGUCGCCGGCAUAACUGUUGCGAUCGCUGCCAACUUUCACGGAUUCACGUACAUCAUCAAGUAUUCCAUGAACAACACGCUUUCGAAGCUGAACGAACCCGAGAAGAUCUAUGGGCUUACCGCCAUGGUGACCCUCGAUGUCCUCAUUAUCAUCAUGAGCCUGCCGGUGAUACGCCGCCGGUGGUAUCGGGCCUUCUACGUUUCGCAUAUCGUGGGAUUGGUCGUGUUGGUAGUGCUGAUCUACUAUCACGAAGCGACCACGGCGAAGUACGCAUUCGCUACAGCGAUGAUUUAUGCUGCCGACCGUGCCCUGCGCCUUAUCAGAACCCGCAUCGUCACUGCUACCAUCUCUCCCAUUCCGGAGUUGGGCAUGACGCGCGUCACGGUCCCGCUGAACGCUGGUUGGAGGCCAGGACAGCAUGUUCGCGUCCGAGUUCUGACCUCUGGGAUGGGUAUGUUCCGUUGGAGUGAAGCACAUCCGUUCACCAUUGCCACUGCACCGCGGACAGAGGAGAAUCUGGUCCUCAUGUGCAAGGCGACCGGAGGUUGGACCACUGACCUGUACAAUUAUGCCCGCGGCGAUGGAAGAAGUGACAAGGAAGAGGCCACGACCUCGAAGAUCGUCCGGAUGUGGGUCGAGGGUCCCUACGGCGGAACCGGUCAUACUCUAUUGAACAGUUUCUCUGCUGCUGUCUUGAUAGCAGGAGGAAGCGGGAUCACCUUCAUCAUGGCCGCUGCCCAAGACAUCAUGCGAUCCGCCGCGAAUGGUCAAACUCAUCUGAAGACCGUUCGCGUCGUUUGGAGCGUAAGGGAACCAGGAUCUCUGAAAGCUCUUAUGCCAACCUUGGCCUCGCUACAAGAGGCGUGGCCCAGCUCGGUAGCGCUUGAGAUCUCGGUGCACUAUACCCGAGCGUCGGCAUAUCAGGAAAACUCCAAACUCUGCCUUCCGUAUGGGAUGAGCCUUGAAGCCGGAAGACCUCGAACGACAGCCAUCCUCGAGUCUGUGAUGGCUCGUUUGGGGUCGGACAAAAAAUGUGUCGAUACUUCUCUUUCUGGUGUCGUCGUAGGCGUUUGCGGACCGGGGUCUCUGGGAGAAGAGGUCAAAGACUCUAUCGGCGCCCUUGGCAUCGCAGCCAUGAGAUCCGUCGGCGGUGUAGAGAUCCAUCAAGAGGUCUUCGGAUGGUGAUUCUCCACCCGGCUUGCGUUUUCCUUGAGUGUUGUUGUGAGUUCCGCAUAGAUAGAUAUAUGUAUCCUGUUAUAGCUAGAGGAGCCUAGAUUGUUUGGAAAGCUGUAUCCCUAUCCGUACAUGACUUACGAACGAACGAAACGACGUACGAAAAUGGAUUAGUU